Telopea speciosissima is the source of this 2139-nucleotide messenger RNA. Its product is annotated as transcription factor 25. NCBI's taxonomy places the organism in Eukaryota, Viridiplantae, Streptophyta, Magnoliopsida, Proteales, Proteaceae. The record is from RefSeq and is a predicted model, not a curated record. Gene Ontology annotation, cellular component: RQC complex. The transcript has 4 exons. Bases 187 to 2073 code for a protein of 628 amino acids.
UUUGUUGACGGGUUACGCACCGUCCCGUAAAAUUGAACCUCAUGGAGCUGCUCUCUUGUACCUGACCUCUUCCUCUCGCAUCUGAUUAGGGGGUCGAAAAGCGUAACCCUAAUGGUCUAAUCUCCAUCAGAAGCUAAAAUCAGUUAACCUCAAUCUAGGAAGGUGAAUUUGAUCGAAGCGAUAACCAUGUCGGUUCGAUUGCUCAGAAAAGUUUUGAAAGAACAAGAAGAGCACAGGAAAUUGGCAGAUCAUGACCUCGAGGUUAACGACCACGAGUCCGACUUUCCUCUGUCGCCAUCUCCGCGAAACCCUUUUGAUCUUCUUGACGAUCAGGGGGAUGAGCUGGACGCUGCUGGUGAAACCUCAGAAGGAGAUGUUGAUGACCAAGAACCCCCUGUUGUUAAGAGCUCUACUAAAGAGCUUCCUUUACCUAAUCACAAACCAAAGAAGAAGAAGAAGAAGAAAAGGAUGGAAGAGGAUAAAACUUCUAAUGAAAAUAAAGAUGUAAAUUCUAUUGAUGCUAUUUUAGAAUCUCUGUCAAUUGAUACAAAUUCAUCAAAUCAGCAGUCCGGCUUCAUAAAAGCUGAAGUAGAGAAUACGAAAGUUCACAACAACCUCGUCAAGCAAUGCAAAUCUUCAGUACUCUUGGUGGAUCCCAAAUUUUUAAGGGCUGAAAAUGAGUUGCGAAGAAUAUUUGGUUCAAAAGUUGUGAAUUCAUUUGAGAAUAGCCAUAAUAGUGGUAGUUCAAGGCAGAUGCGGGGAGGAAGACGUGGAAGCCACAAUCCUCGAAAAACAAUUCUUGUUGCUCCAUCAGGUCACUGGCCUCGCUGGGAUGGAUCUUUGUCCAUGGAACUUUUAGAGAGUAAGAAUGGAGUCCACUAUUUUCGAUAUUUGCACUUGACUUCCUAUAGCCAAGCACAAAGAGCAUUUGAAGCUGCCAAAGCAAUCCAUGAUCUCAAUGGUAUAGCAAGUAUUUUAGUGUACCACCCCUAUCAUGUAGAGUCACUCCUAACCAUUGCUGAGGUGCUAAAGUUUUCUGGAGAACAUCAAUCAUCAGCAGAUUCUAUUGGAAAGUGUUUAUAUGCGCUGGAAUGCGGUUGGCAUCCUCUAUUCAGCCCUUUACAGGGUAAUUGCCAGUUGAAAUACAGCCAUGACACAAAUAAACCGUUAUUCUCCGCGCUGUUUGCUCACAUGCAAAACAUGGACAGGCGUGGGUGUCAUCGAUCAGCCCUUGAAGUCUGUAAGCUGUUGCUUUCACUGGAUUCUGAUGAUCCGAUGGGGGCCAUGUUUUGCAUUGAUUACUUUGCUCUGAGAGCACAAGAGUACGCAUGGUUAGAAUGGUUUUCUGAGGAGUACAGUUGUGAUAACUCGUUAUGGUUGUUUCCAAACUUCUCGUAUUCCCUAGCCAUUUGCCGGUUUUAUCUUGAAUGUGAGUCUUCCUCAGAAGAUGCUCGCAUGGAAACUGAAAAGGCUACAUCAGAAGAUCUUAUGAAGCAGGCUUUGAUGCUUCACCCCUUAGUCCUUAAGAAGUUAGUGGCAAAGGCACCUUUGAAGGAUCCUGCCUGGACAAAGAUACUUAAACAUGCCUUUUUUGGAUCUGCUGUGGCAGGAAGCCCAUCCUUAGAUCACCUGAUUAAUAUAUAUGUAGAGAGGAAUUACAUUAUGUGGAGGUUUCCAGAUCUCCAGAAGUUAUUGAGGGAUGCUGCUCUGCAGUUGAUUGAAAUGUUGGAUCACAAUGGAAGUGAUGCUAAGGAUUGGGCUUGUGUAAGGAAAGAGGCUUUUUCAUCGGAGAUCAAUGAGUAUUCCCAUUUGUUGGUUUCAGAUUUCUCCGACUCAGUGCCAACGAUGCCACCUGAAGACAUGCAGCAUUUGAUGAUCGACCCAAGGAUGGCACAGAAUGUGCAGAAUGGUCACCACAAUGCCAAUCCUGAGGAAGCUACCCGGGCUCCACGUGAGGUUAUGAAUCGAAAUCCCGUGCUGGUGUUCUUGGAGUCUAUGCUACCAUGGGUCGAUUAUGGGGCUGCCUACGAGAAUAAUGAGCUUGACGGUCAUGAUGAAUGGAAUGAAGAUUGAUUAGCAUCACUAAUCUAGGUUGGUGCAUUAGUGGUGACUAAGAUGAAUGCAAUUCUCUCUCUCUCU